Molecule: messenger RNA, 2591 nt
Organism: Etheostoma cragini (Arkansas darter)
Lineage: Eukaryota; Metazoa; Chordata; Actinopteri; Perciformes; Percidae
Product: retinoic acid receptor alpha-A-like
Exons: 9
Coding region: 999-2462 (487 amino acids)
Biological process (GO): cellular response to corticotropin-releasing hormone stimulus; regulation of transcription by RNA polymerase II; retinoic acid receptor signaling pathway
Cellular component (GO): transcription regulator complex; nucleus
Molecular function (GO): nuclear glucocorticoid receptor binding; RNA polymerase II cis-regulatory region sequence-specific DNA binding; zinc ion binding
Source: RefSeq, a predicted model, not a curated record
AGAGAGAGAGGCCGUUGGGUACAGCGAGGGUACCACAGGACACUGCUUUCUGCACUGCUGCUGCUGGACCUCAACAACUAGCAACAGACAAGGAGAAACCCAAACUGCCACGGAUAUCUGCUCGACCUACCUCACAGUCGCCGCAAAUUUGACCACCUUUGGAUAUUCUGCUACUUGGUAAUAAAGCGGCAAAUUAAGUGACAGCGUUUCUAGCAUUAAUUUGUCAAGGGUGUUUUUAUGUCGCCAACGUUUGGAUUCUGUGAACCGGAGCAAGCGGACGGAGCAGCGCGUUUCCACCGACUGGACCCUUCUACUUUUCGGCGAAGGCUACGUUCAUUUACAGCUCACAAGCAGUUGUGGUUGUAGUCUGUCCACUUGGAGACUGUUUGCCUGGCUGGCCACUAUAUAGCUUUCGAUAUCGAUAAGUAGCUGACGGUCAGCCACUGUGGUUCACAUAAUACAAUUUCAGCUACUAUAAGAACAAACUGCUAGCGAUAGCGACGUUAGGACCUAAAAGCGUUGACAAAGGCUGUAGACGUCGGGGUCAUUAGCAAAUAUUGAACAUAAUAGGCAACACAACAUGUGUGUUUAGCCUAUUAACAUAUUACAGUUUGUCUUUCCUUCUUUUAAUGACCUGCUGCUAAAGUAACAAGGGCUGCGAGUAGCUCCACCAGCACAGCAGUUAGGUUGAUAAGCACUUGUAGCAUUUGGACUUUAACAAAGACAACAGCGUUUUUUGUCUUCUAAACGUUUUCCGGUCGGCCAAAGACAACAUAACGGAGGGUAAAGUUUGACAGUAAACUGCUGAAAGGUCACCGAGACCGGACAUCUCUUUUUCUCUUCUCCCCCUCCUCCUAUCAGUCUGCUAUGAAGAUGUGAACUCUUCCCUCCUCUCUCACUCCCUCCCUUCCUCUUUCUCUCUUCGCCGUCCAGGACGCUUUGAUCUUUUUUUCUCUGUUUGGUACAAAGAGAUCAAAGGCGACUCCCGCCUCUCGGGGAUGUACGAAAGCGGGGAUGUUGUGGGUUUUAGCCCCAGCCCCAGCAGCCCCGGUGCGGGCUCUUUUCUGAGCAUGGACUACUACCACAGACCCCCGGGGCUUGGACCGGAGAAGGGACUCCUGUCCGGUGUAGGAGGACUCCAGCGUCCGUUCGGAGGGUCCCUGGUAACCGGCAGACACUGGAGCGGAUCCAGCCACUCUAUAGAGACUGAGAGCACGAGUUCAGGGGAGGACCUGCUUGUCCCCAGCCCCCCCUCACCUCCGCCUCCACCGCGCAUCUACAAGCCCUGCUUUGUAUGUCAGGACAAAUCUUCAGGAUACCACUAUGGAGUCAGUGCCUGUGAGGGCUGCAAGGGUUUCUUUCGGAGGAGCAUCCAGAAGAACAUGGCGUACACGUGUCACCGAGACAAAGUCUGUGUCAUAAACAAGGUGACGAGGAACCGGUGUCAGUCCUGUCGACUGCAGAAAUGCCUCGACGUUGGCAUGUCCAAGGAGUUGGUGCGAAAUGACAGAAUGAAGAAGAAGAAGGAGGAGAAGAGGCAGGGAGAGACAGAGAUCUACGUCCUGUCAGCCGACACAGAGCAGAUGAUUGAACGAGUCCGCCGGGCCCAUAUGGACACUUUUCCCUCCCUCUGUCAGCUGGGAAAAUACACCACGAGCAAUAGCUCGGAGCACCGUGUCCCUCUGGAUGUCAGUCUUUGGGACAAGUUUAGCGAACUGUCCACCAAAUGCAUCAUUAAGACGGUGGAGUUUGCCAAGCAUCUCCCUGGUUUCACAACGUUAACCAUUGCUGAUCAGAUCACCCUGCUCAAAUCUGCCUGCCUCGACAUACUAAUUCUAAGGAUCUGCACCCGCUACACCCCAGACCAGGACACCAUGACCUUCUCCGACGGUUUGACUCUGAACCGCACCCAGAUGCACAACGCCGGGUUUGGACCGCUCACAGACCUGGUGUUCUCCUUUGCCAACCAGUUGCUUCCGCUGGAGAUGGACGACGCAGAGACGGGAUUACUCAGCGCCAUCUGCCUCCUCUGUGGCGAUCGUCAGGAUCUGAAAGAGUCAGAGAAGGUGGAUGUUCUUCAGGAGCCAAUGCUUGAAGCCUUGAAGAUCUAUGUGAGGAGGAGGAGGCCUGACAAACCCUGUAUGUUCCCCAAGAUCCUGAUGAAGAUUACUGACCUCAGGAGCAUCAGUGUGAAGGGAGCAGAGCGAGUGAUCACACUGAAAAUGGAGAUACCCGGCUCCAUGCCUCCCCUGAUCCAGGAAAUGUUGGAGAACUCUGAGGGACUGGAGGGGCACGGAGCAGGGGUAGGGAAAGGGAGAGGAGAAGGCAGAGAAGAGGAUGAAACAGAGGUCGGAAGCCGUUGUCCAAGUCCGUCCCCCAAAUCAGUUCGCUCUCGCAGCCCGAGCCCCGUGCCCCACUACCCCUCUCCUUCUUCGCCCUCUUCUUCCUCCCCCGCCACCUGAAGUCCUACACCCUGCCCUUAUGCUCCACACAGCACCUCCUCUCACCCCACCGCACGGCGCGGUACUGCCAGAACACCAUCUGCACAGCAGACUGAAAGAACUGCACCUCAUAACAGAUGAUCAGGAAGA